GGCAAGAGGGGCAAGGGCGCGGGUGGAGCUGGCGGGGGCGGUGGUGGAGGUGGCGGUGGAGGCGGCGGAGGGAGUGGGGGGGUGGCGGUGGGAGUGGUAGGGGAGUGGUGGUGGUGGUGGCGGCAGCGGCGACGGAGGCGGUGGCGGCGGAGGCGGUGGGGGCGGAGGCGGUAGUGGUGGCGGCGGUGGAGGAGGCGGUGGCGGAGGAGGUGGAGCUGGUCGGGGUAGUGCCCCGCAGCGGAGCGGCUCUGGUGGUGGUCCGCGGCAGCAGCAACAGCGUUCUCGGGACGUCCCCCCGCCUUAGCAGCUCCGUGAGUGUGAUGAGGGUGAUUGUUACCGGUGUUAUCCCGCCCGACCCGGGCAUUGGUACGGCUGCGCUAGGUGCUUGUGAGACUGCUGCGCUCUCAGGUGCUGCUGCCCCCUUGGGCACCCUGUCCUGGUCUGGACAUGGCUUUCGCGUGUCCUUGUCUGUGGUCUUCCCCGGUCUCUCCCUCCUCUUCCUUCGGGGCCAGGACCUUCCUGUGUCCCUUGUGUCGAGGGGCCCCUCCGGGCUGCCCCCACUCCUCCCAGUUUUCCUCCGACAGAGGCUACUCUGCAGACGCUUCACAUGGACGUGUGGGGCCUGGCCCGCGUCCGUGGACAGGGUCACGAGCGCUACUUUCCUGCUGGUGGUUGACGACUACUCGCGUUUCACCACAGUCUUCCCCUUCCGCAGCAAGGGUGAUGUCACUGAGGGCAGAGAGUUUUCCUCUGGCCUUCUGCGAGCCUACUGUCGUGCAGAGGGCAUCCGCCAGACCUUUACGCUUCCGGACUCUCCACAGCAAAAUGGGAUUGCUGAGCGCCGCAUUGGCAUGGUCAGGGACGUCGCUCGUACGUCCAUGAUGCAUGCGGCUGCCCCCCAUUUUCUGUGGCCGUUUGUGGUUCGGUACGCGGCACAUCAUAUCAACCUUCAAACCCGGGGUUUCCCGGCCGGGGAAGGUCCGUACCUCCCCGGCCCUGCUGUGGACUGGGAAGGGUGGCAGUUCUACCACCCCUCCUCUCGUCAUGUUCUGUCCUCCCAGGACGUCACGUUCGACGAGUUAGUCCCCUUCUACCGCCUCUUCCCCUACUGCACUCCUUCCCUCCCCCCGCCACUCGGACUUCCCUACGCAGUCAAGCCGGUCAAAGUUGCUGGUGACUCUGGUACUGCUGCGGGUGCUGAGCCAGGGGGUGCUGACUCUGGGGGUGCUGUGCGCGUGUGUGCUGAGCCUGGGGUUGCUGACUCUGGGGGUGCUGCGCCAGAGGGCGUUGAGCCUGGAGGUGCUGCGUCUGGAGCUGCUGAGCCUGGAGGAGCUGCGCGAGUGGUUUUCCUCGCCGCUGGAGGCGUACUGCUGGAGCUGGAGCUUCUUCGGCCGCUGAGGGUGCUGGUGCCCGCCGGUCCUGCAGCUGCUGGGCCUGCGGAUCCUACUGGAGCUGGAGCUGCUGAGGGUGUUGGUGCUGAGACUGCUCCUGUGUGUCCUGGCGGUGGUCCUGCUGCUGGUGCGGCUGGAGGUCCUGCCAUUGGAGGUGUUGUUGGCGCUGGUGCUGCCGCCGAGGGUGCUGGUGCUGUCCCUGGUGUCUCAGCAGUCCCCGCGCGGCCUCGGCCGUACUUCGUUCCGCUCCUGCAGCAGCCUACGUCUUCUCCCGCGUCGCCUGUUCGUGCUUCUCGCGCUAGUGGUCGCAGUUCGCGUCAGCAUCCUCCUCCUGUCCCUGGCACGCACCGGAUGUCUUUGCGUCCGUCUACUGCUCCUCUGCGUGCCCCUUUACCUUCUCCUCCUGAGUAUUCUCUUCCUGCGCUUCCCGACCCGGAGUCGGACUCUCUGCGUGCUGCCAGUCCUACCGUCACGCGUCUUCUUGCUAGUGUGGUCACUGACUCCUCCUUUGAGUCCACUGCUGCGUCUGCUCUUGUUGUUGUUUAA
This is a messenger RNA of Closterium sp. NIES-65, 1937 nucleotides long. NCBI's taxonomy places the organism in Eukaryota, Viridiplantae, Streptophyta, Zygnematophyceae, Desmidiales, Closteriaceae. The record is from the annotation of a GenBank genome assembly.